This is a messenger RNA of Closterium sp. NIES-65, 711 nucleotides long. Lineage: Eukaryota; Viridiplantae; Streptophyta; Zygnematophyceae; Desmidiales; Closteriaceae. The record is from the annotation of a GenBank genome assembly.
AUGCCCGGAGCUGCUCCGCUGGGACGAGCCACUCCGACCCCCUCCUCCACCGCCACCUCCGUCUCCACCGCCCCCUCCCCCACCAGGACCGUCGCUCCCACCGCUCCCACCACCUCCUCCGCUACCACCUCCGCCGCCACCUCCGCCUCCACCGCCGCCACUACUACCUCCACUCCCGCCACCACCCCCACCGUCACCCCCACUCCCCCCUCCACCCCCACCGCCUCCUCCACCGCCCCCUCUGGCUCCACCCGCUCCCUUGCCCCCCUUGCCCUUGCCAGUGCGGCGUCUGCCGCUGGGGGCAGACGCCGCGCCGACCGACUCAAAACCAACGAGCAGCUGAAAGGCUCACCGGGCUGGAAGAGUCGGGUAGAUCAGCAGCAGGCGGCUCGGUUGGUGGGGCGGCUCGGGCGGCUCGGGCGGCUCGGGCGGCUCGGGCGGCUCGGGUACCGGGCGGCUCGGCUGCUGCUGGGCGGCUCGGCUGCUGCUGGGCGGCUCGGCUGCUGCUGGGCGGCUCGGCUGCUGCUGGGCGGCUCGGCUGCUGCUGGGCGGCUCAGCUGCUGCUGGGCGGCUCGGCGGGGCCGUCAGGGUGCAGCGGCGGGGCCGGGACAAGGGACGGCGGAGCCGUCAGGUGGCGGGCCAGCAGGUGAUGCGGCGGGGCCGUCAGGUCAGGUGGCGGGCCAGCGGGUGAGGCGGCGGGCCGUCAGGUGA